Molecule: messenger RNA, 327 nt
Organism: Ilex paraguariensis (yerba mate)
Lineage: Eukaryota; Viridiplantae; Streptophyta; Magnoliopsida; Aquifoliales; Aquifoliaceae
Source: the annotation of a GenBank genome assembly
AUGAAAGUGAUUGAAAAGAAGGAGCAAGCUCAGCUGGAGGAUGUCGUCGCAAUAGAGUUGAAUGCCCGAGUUGACCCAGCUGAAUUUCAUGUAGAAUCGGGCGAAACAAGAUUGAUUGCUCUCUCUCAAAAAGUUCAAUUUCUCCGGUAUCCAAGGAUAGUUUGUUUCAACCUUGGCAUCUAUGACAGGUCCUUGAUCGAAUUAGCAUCUAGCUGGACUGUCGUUUUGCAAUUGAAGGAAUACUUUUCUUUGUCUCAAAUCUUGGAAGCCCUCUGGAUGCCAGCUGAGAAGUUGUUUCCAUGGGGUCCAUUUGCUUGGAAGAGUUAA